AAGCCUUCCCCCUGCUGGAGGAGUCGCGUGACGCCUGCAGAUUAUCUAAGAGCUCGCGCACAGGGACAUAUACAGUCCGCCAUGAGUGCUGCUAUGAAUUUUAAAAAAUGCGGCUCUGUGCUGAUUACUGGAGCCAGCCGGGGCCUCGGGCUGCAGUUAGUGGACAGUCUGGCAAGUGGACAGUUUUCACCUGGAAAGAUAAUAGCCACGUGCAGAAACCCUGGUAACGCACAGGAACUUCAAGAACUGGCGGAGAAGCAUCCCAACAUCCACAUAAUCACUUUGGACGUAGUGAACCAGGAGAGCAUAGAGAAGUCUGUAGAAGAGGUGAGCAAGCUGGUGCAAGAAGAAGGUCUGAACUGCCUGAUCAACAAUGCGGGCAUCAAAGUGGUGGCCGACUUUCAUUCUGUUACCGCCGAGAUGAUGAUAGAAAACUUCCACACCAACACUGUGGCUCCUCUAAUGAUCACUAAGGCUUAUCUGCCUCUUCUAAAAAAAGCUGCAUCCAAAGGAGGGGCAGGAGGCUCAGCUACAAUGGGAAUCCAGAGGGCAGCGGUUAUUAACAUGACCUCACUGCUGGGCUCUGUGGAGCUCGCUUGGGGUGAGAGGGCCAACAACUUCAAAUGGUACCCCUACAGGACAUCCAAGAGUGCACUAAACAUGGUUAGUCGCUGCAUGGCUGUAGACCUAGAGCCAGAUGGGAUUCUCUGUAUGGCUAUACACCCUGGCUGGGUACGCACUGACAUGGGGGGGUCAGAGGCUCCACUGAGUCCCGAGGAUAGUAUUUCUUUCAUGUUGUCUGUGAUUGGAGGGCUAACUGAAAAGGACCAUGGCUCAUUUCUGAACUUUACAGGAGAGCAGAUACCUUGGUGAACUUGAUGUCCAUCAGUUAUGAGAAGGACUGAGAAUUCUUAACUCAUCCUAAUGGUUAUUACUUUUACUCUAACUAUGCAAGAAUGAAUGUAUCUACGGCUUUGAUUGUGCUGCAUUCCACUUUAUAGGAGCGUAUCUACUAGAGCUUUUUCCAAACCAUUUUGCUCUGUCCCCUUCAAAAAGUGCACUGAGCCCUGCGGUCAGGGAAGCGCAUGUUGUGUUAGUAAGAGAAAAUCACAGACUAGAUUUUACAAAUGUUAGCACAAACUCCAUAAACUUUUCAUCGCUCAGGGUGGGCCUGCUGUGUAUUUUGGGGGGCUUAUAUAGGCUUUUGGAUUGUCUUGCUGUGAAAUAACACCAGCCGUGGUGCAAAUCGGUUCUCAGUCCACCAGUGUCUUCACAAUGAUUACAUGUACAACAGAUAACCAAUAAAAUAUCCUACAUAGGGACUAUGUCUGUGAAGGUUCUCAGUCAUCCAGGUCAUCUUUGCAAGCUUUCUUUGCAAGCUCCUUUGACUACAUAGGGACUAGGUUAGCAGCAGUUCGCAGAUUUGCCCUUAAACUAUGGUAUGAUGUUUAACAGCCGUAUGAUAAUAUUUCAUAUUAGGAUAGAGAAUUUAAUUUGCUCAUAGUCAUCUUGGUUUCUUGGAGAAUAGGUCAAGCUAGUGCACCUUUCCUGUUUGUAUUGCUUCAAAAGAAGUAGGGUUUGUUAAUUUAUUUUCCCCGUAUUUUGUUUGCUCCAGUGGGAGACUGUAAAAAGAUGGAAGUCUUUUUACACAUAUUUUCUUUAAAAAUUUGUUUCAAUUUUCAGUUCUAAUAAAUAAUUUACUAAAACAAAACUGUCUUUUGGUAUAUUCCUUAAAGAGUUAUUGUAAAUAAUAUUUAUUUAGAAACUGAAAUGAGGUGUAAGGAUGAUGUUCAUUUCUUCAGGGGUUUUUUUUGUAUAAUUUUCUAAACACAUAAAGCAAAUGACACCACAAAAACAGGCAGGCAAAUGCACAAAACAGUUAUUCUGUAGACUGCAAUGAGUUCCUAAGACUAGGACAGAAGCGAUAACAUUCAUCAAUACCAUUAAGAAUGCUAAGUUUAUAUAUGGGGGCCACUGUUUAAGUAGUGGAAAUGGAUGUAAAUGUUAGUUUUAAUAUAGUCCAUUAAGUUUUAGGUUGUCUCGAUUUAUCUACUUAGUUUCUUGAGUUUAAGAUGAUGCAUUACUUCCCUCAGUCAUUGAGCGAAUCCAGUUCAAAGUGGCAAAUGUAAUUUUUGGCUAUUUUUUUAUUCCUAGAAAGAUACCUGUUGUUCCACAAUAGCAAAUAUGGCCACAAGUGAUUGUUUAUUUAGUUGAAUAGUCAUUUUAAAAAUGUGUGACAGUGUUUUUAAGAUUCAACUCCAAUACAUACAAAAAUUAGGACACUGGCAAAAAGACCUUCAAAGAAGCUGUGACCCAGUUUCAGUCCUUUGCAUGUUGAGUGUGCUUGUAGACAUUUUAGUGGAUUUAGCUUUGCAAAAAUAAAGGUGUAACAAUUGAAGUCCACAAUGACGUUAGUUAUUGCACCUAGAAAUUCUCAUACCAUUGCAACCCCAAUAGGGAAUUAAAAAACAUUAACAGCUACAAAGAAUGUGGGAAAAGGUUGUAAAAGUACAUGCUCUCUUGGCACCCUACUUCUGACCCCACCGAUCUUCAUACAUCUCCAUCACCCUGGGUCAACAGACCUGAAUCAAAUGAUUAGUUCAUUACUAGGUCUCUGGAGAAC
Molecule: messenger RNA, 2623 nt
Organism: Haplochromis burtoni (Burton's mouthbrooder)
Lineage: Eukaryota; Metazoa; Chordata; Actinopteri; Cichliformes; Cichlidae
Exons: 6
Coding region: 82-873 (263 amino acids)
Source: RefSeq, a predicted model, not a curated record